AUGGCUCUAUUUUCAGGCAAACAUAUUUGUCUUGUUGUUGCUCUAUUUGCAAUCUCAUUGAAGCCAUGUUUUUGCCAUAAUAAAACCCAUUGGAACCCCGCCGGAAUCACGUGGUACGGCGACCGAGAAGGUCCUGGUAGCACAGGAGGAGCUUGUGGUUAUGGAGAUGCAGUGGCAAAACACCCGAUAAAUUGUAUGAUUUCAGCCGGAGGACCUUCAAUAUACAAAGAUGGAAAGGGUUGUGGAGCAUGCUAUAGGAUUCUAUGCGACCAUCCGUUGUGCAAGAAAAAGCCGAUCAAGGUAAUGAUAUCGGAUGAAUGUCCCGGCUGCACGAAGGAGGCGGUCCAUUUUGAUCUUAGCGGUAAGGCUUUUGGUGCAUUGGCCAUAAAUGGCAAGGGCGAUGAAUUACGCAACCUUGGAGAAUUAACUGUUAAGUACAAACGUGCAUGUUGCAAACACCCUAAGAGUAAAAUAGCUGUCCAUGUCGACGCCGGAGCAAACCCUUACUACAUGUCAUUCGCCAUUAAGUAUGCAAACGGUGAUGGAAACUUUAUGUGCAUUGAGGUCCAACCGGCGGGCGGAAAAUACAUAAAAAUGGAGGAAAUGAGAUCCGCCGUUUGGAAACUUAACUCCGGCGUUCCAUUGAAAGGUCCAUUCAACAUCCGCCUUACCUCCGCCGUGACCAAAAAAAUUCUCGUCGCUAAUUCCGUUAUACCGGAAAACUGGAGUCCCGGUGNUAUUUACCAUUCCAAAAUCAACUUCGCCACACCAAUCAAAAUCAAAGCCGCUCACAAGAAGCCCGUUCACAAGAAACACUAA
Arabis nemorensis is the source of this 819-nucleotide messenger RNA. Lineage: Eukaryota; Viridiplantae; Streptophyta; Magnoliopsida; Brassicales; Brassicaceae. The record is from the annotation of a GenBank genome assembly.